This is a messenger RNA of Cebus imitator (Panamanian white-faced capuchin), 2959 nucleotides long. RefSeq names its product FKBP prolyl isomerase 9 (gene FKBP9). Gene Ontology annotation, molecular function: peptidyl-prolyl cis-trans isomerase activity; calcium ion binding. The record is from RefSeq and is a predicted model, not a curated record. The transcript is spliced from 10 exons. Lineage: Eukaryota; Metazoa; Chordata; Mammalia; Primates; Cebidae. The coding region runs from base 22 to 1740 and encodes 572 amino acids.
GCCGCUUUCCUCGCCGCCCCGAUGGCGUUCCGGGCCCGGGGCUGGAGGCCACCGCCGCCGCCACUGCUCCUGCUGCUGCUCUGGGUGACCGGGCAGGCAGCGCCCGUGGCGGGCCUGGGCUCCGAUGCGGAGCUACAGAUCGAGCGGCGCUUCGUGCCCGACGAGUGUCCGCGCACAGUGCGCAGCGGCGACUUCGUGCGCUACCACUACGUGGGGACGUUCCCCGACGGCCAGAAGUUCGACUCCAGCUAUGACAGAGACUCCACUUUCAACGUGUUUGUGGGAAAAGGACAGCUGAUCGCAGGGAUGGACCAGGCUCUUGUUGGGAUGUGUGUAAACGAGAGACGUUUCGUGAAGAUUCCCCCAAAGCUUGCCUAUGGAAGUGAAGGAGUUUCUGGCGUGAUCCCCCCCAAUUCAGUGCUUCAUUUUGAUGUACUUCUGAUGGAUAUUUGGAAUUCUGAAGACCAGGUUCAGAUUCACACCUAUUUCAAGCCCCCGAGUUGCCCUCGGACCAUCCAAGUGUCUGAUUUUGUGAGGUACCACUACAAUGGGACGUUCCUGGAUGGGACUCUGUUUGAUUCGAGUCACAAUCGCAUGAAAACAUAUGACACAUAUGUGGGAAUUGGCUGGCUGAUUCCUGGAAUGGACAAAGGGCUGUUGGGGAUGUGUGUGGGUGAGAAGCGCAUCAUCACCAUUCCUCCUUUUCUGGCCUAUGGAGAGGAUGGAGAUGGGAAAGACAUUCCCGGACAGGCAUCUCUGGUGUUUGAUGUUGCACUAUUAGACCUCCAUAACCCCAAGGACAGCAUUUCCAUUGAGAACAAGGUAGUACCUAAAAACUGUGAGCGGAUAAGUCAAAGCGGGGACUUUCUCAGGUAUCAUUACAAUGGCACACUUCUGGAUGGCACCCUCUUUGAUUCCAGCUACUCUCGGAACCGCACCUUUGACACGUACAUUGGGCAGGGCUAUGUGAUUCCUGGGAUGGAUGAAGGUCUACUCGGUGUUUGCAUCGGAGAGAAGCGAAGGAUUGUGGUCCCCCCUCACCUGGGCUAUGGAGAGGAAGGAAGAGGGAAUAUCCCCGGCUCAGCUGUGCUGGUGUUCGACAUCCACGUGAUUGACUUCCACAACCCUUCAGACUCGAUCAGCAUCACCUCCCACUACAAACCCCCUGACUGCUCAGUGCUGAGUAAGAAGGGAGAUUACCUCAAGUAUCACUACAACGCCUCACUUCUGGAUGGGACCCUGCUGGACUCCACGUGGAAUUUAGGCAAAACUUACAAUAUUGUUUUGGGAUCUGGACAAGUUGUACUGGGAAUGGACAUGGGUCUCAGAGAGAUGUGUGUUGGCGAGAAACGGACAGUCAUCAUUCCACCCCACCUGGGCUAUGGGGAGGCUGGCGUGGAUGGAGAAGUGCCUGGCAGUGCUGUGUUGGUGUUUGACAUUGAGCUGCUGGAGCUGGUGGCCGGCCUGCCCGAGGGGUACAUGUUCAUAUGGAAUGGUGAGGUAUCACCCAACCUCUUUGAAGAAAUUGACAAGGAUGGCAAUGGAGAAGUCCUCCUGGAAGAGUUCUCAGAGUACAUUCAUGCCCAGGUGGCAUCUGGCAAAGGGAAACUCGCUCCUGGCUUUGAUGCUGAGCUGAUCGUGAAGAAUAUGUUCACCAACCAGGACCGGAAUGGAGACGGGAAGGUCAUAGCCGAGGAAUUUAAACUCAAAGAUCAGGAAGCCAAACACGAUGAACUCUAAACCUGGCAUGAAUCAGAUGGUGCCAGGGAGUACGUGACACCAAGCCACCUGUCGUGGCAGAAUGUGCAGUGAGGGUGCGAGAGUCUCUCAGAAGGUGCAUCAUUAGCCAGUAGUAGGUUGGUCACAUAGUACCUGGUGUACACAUCGGGGUGGGUUGAUAUAUGGGUGAGAAGUUUAGGCUGAUUGCCAGUGAUAGUAAACAAAAGCUGUUCAGGGGGUCUCGGCAUGGGAUGUGUCCAGUAUUGAAAAGAUUGCACUGCCAACCAUGAUUUGUGAGCCUUCUAGGAAAUUUUGUUACUAAAGGGAUAUAGUGCCACACAGAAGUUAUAACCAUCUGGGAGGAACCAUAAGAAAAAGUGUCCAGGGUACCUACAUAAAGAGGGUUAACAUUUUUUAACUUGCUGGUUAAAACCUUUUAGAAAUAUUCUUGAGAUGGGCAGGAAAGGCAGAGGGCUUGUUUGCCCCAGCAGGGUUCCCAGAAGACAGCUGUGGUUCUUCCUAGCGGCCUGUGUAAGCUCUGAUGAUGCUCCCCGCCACACACACAUGCAUAUCAUGCUUUUCCAGCUCACCACACCCCGCCGCACUGUGGGGCCUCCCAUUAAUAGUGUGUAACUUGGAAGUUAAAAGAGCCUUCUGGACAGAAAACUGGGCCAGGAAAAGGCAUCUCAGACCACAAAUAGAGAAUUUGAUUUUGCGUUUGCCACAUAAGGUCAUCUGCUUAGCUUUAUCUUAUUCCCACCUUUCUAUCCCAUAGAACACUUUUUUUUUAUCCAUACUAAUUAGAUAAAUAGGGCUGGGGGCUGGGCUCCGCUGGUCACUCAACAGAGUAUUUUCCUUGUCCGAGAUGGAAGUUUCGUUCCAAUAGAUGAGCUGCUGAGUAUCCACAAGGUGACAUUUUCCUGCUGCCCAUUUGUGUCCUGGAGAGAGUGGUGCCCCAAAGGCAGAGGCCAGCUGCCAAAGACAGGAAUGACAGUCCACCUGCCGGCCCGAUUCCUGCAUCAUGCAAUAACCACAUGGCUACCUUCUGUCCUCUGUUUCCAAGUGGUGGUGGCACUUACUCUGAAGUUGUCAAUGAUUUCCCUUUGAAACUACUUUUUUACUAAUUUAAACUAUUUUGUACUGAUUUAGCCCUGAGAUAAUUCGUGAAAAUGCUGUGCACUCAUUCAAUGGAAUAAAUGUUGGAAAGCUGAUCUUUUCUGAUAUAAAAUGUUGAAUUAUA